AUGGAAACAAUAGUAUUGAAAAAAAAAAAAUCUCCCUUCAAAUGGGACGUGAGUGCUAGUAAUUCACCUCUUAUCGAUAAACAAAAAAUAUCUAGUCCCAUACCAAAGUCAUGGAUUAUAACACCUGUAAAAUUACAAACAACUGAAACCCCUAUUAUUCAGUGUAAAAAGAAAUUGGAUUUUUAUUCAGAACCUAUAUAUCCUAAAAUUACUAAAGAUAACAAUGUUUCAACAUGCCAUACUGUUCAAUCAGGAAGUGAUAGGACAUCUUCUGGAGAUUUGAUGAACAAAUUAUAUCGCACUGUAGUUUCCUUAAAGUAUGAUGUUAAGGAAAUUCUUAUAAAAUUGGAUCGUUUGGAAAAUACAGCAACUGACAAUCAGGCACGCCUAAUUAUGACUGGAGAAAUAAGGGAUAAUGAACAAGAAAGUGCAAUUUUAUGGAAUUUUCCAAUAACCUCAUUGGACGAAAUGGCACUGUUUGAAGAAAAACUACUUGAAAGAUCUUUUCGAUUGAAAAUGAUAAAAGAUCUUAGUUUAAUGGUUCGAAAUACUGUAUCAGAGACUGUACGUCAAAUGCUUUCAAGAAUGUUCAUAAAUGAAGUUUUAUCAAAAUAUUCAUUUGUUGGACAAAAAAAAAACUAUCAUUUUCUAUUUUAAACGCAUGCACAAUUA
Molecule: messenger RNA, 672 nt
Organism: Aphis gossypii (cotton aphid)
Lineage: Eukaryota; Metazoa; Arthropoda; Insecta; Hemiptera; Aphididae
Exons: 5
Coding region: 1-657 (218 amino acids)
Source: RefSeq, a predicted model, not a curated record